CUUUAGUUUUAAGUCAUGGCCGCAGCAGCUGGAGGAGCACACGCUUUGACUGCAAAAGGUCCCAGGUUCAGCACAGGGCAGGGCUGGGGAAGACUCCCUGCCUGGAAUCCUGAGAAGCCGCUGCCUGCCCGUGCAGACAACACUGAGCGAGACGGCCCAUGCCUCCGCGCGGGGAGCGGCUCGGCGUCUCAGCCCCGCCCCCUCCGGCCUUCUGGCCCCGCCCCCUUGGCCCCCAGCCCGCCUCUCCCCUCCCAAGCUUCAGUCUCCCCCGGCCCACCUCUCCGCCGCCUGCGCGCAAUGGGGGCGCCCGCCGCGGCCCCCUGGCUCGCCUGCGCCCUUUGGCUCCUGCUCGGGCCCGGCUUGGGGGGCUCUUCCCCGCCCGAGGCGGACGUGGAGAGGAGGGGGAGCCCCGCCGGGUGGCAGGAGGACUGGCCCGCCGUGGUGAUCGCCAUCCUGGCCCGCAACUCCCAGCACGCCUUGCCCCACUUCCUGGGGGCCCUGGAGCGCCUGGACUACCCCAAGGGGCGCAUCUCCCUCUGGUGUGCGACUGACCACAAUGUGGACAACACGACAGAAAUCCUGCAUGAAUGGCUUACUGCAGUGGAAAAUGACUACCGGUACAUUGAGUGGAGAUCUGUGGAUGAGCCCAGCUCUUAUCCUGACGAACUUGGGCCCAAACACUGGAGCGAUGCACGCUUUGAGCACGUCAUGAAGCUCAAACAGGAAGCUCUGAUCUUUGCCCGCUCUGAGCAGGCUGAUUACAUUUUGUUCACAGACACUGACAGCAUCCUGACAGAUGAUCAGACUCUGAAGUUCCUCAUUGCACAAAACAAAUCUGUUGUUGCACCCAUGCUGGAUUCUCAGACUUAUUACUCCAACUUCUGGUGUGGGAUUACUCCUCAGGGCUACUACCGUAGGACGGCAGACUAUUUCCCCACCAAGAACCGGCAGCGGGUUGGAUGCUUUGCGGUCCCCAUGGUCUACGCUGCCUUCUUGAUUGAUCUGCGGAAGAAUGACACCGCCGGCUUGGCCUUUCACCCUCCCCAUCCCAGCUACACAUGGCCAUUUGAUGACAUCAUUGUCUUUGCAUAUUCCUGUCAAGCUGCAGGAGCCCAGAUGUACUUGUGUAAUCAAGACCGCUUUGGAUAUAUCAAUGUCCCAGUGAAAUCCCAUCAGACGUUGGAGGACGAACGCAUCAACUUUGUGCACCUUAUCCUUGAGGCCAUGGUGGACGGCCCCCCAAUGUUCCCCUCCAGGCACAUCUACCUUCCCCCCAAGCACCUGACCAAAAUUGGGUUUGAUGAGGUUUUCCUCAUCAACCUGGUGCGGCGUCCAGACCGUCGGCAGCGCAUGCUCAGUGCCCUCUUUGAGCUGGAGAUAGACCCCUUGGUGGUUGAUGCUGCAGAUGGAAGUGCCCUGAACAGCAGUGACAUCAAGAAACUGGGUGUGGACCUGCUUCCGGGUUAUUUUGACCCCUUUUCAGGGAGGACGCUCACCAAAGGGGAGGUUGGCUGCUUCCUGAGCCACCAUCGCGUGUGGAACGAGAUCGUUGAACGGGGCCUGGAGAGGUCGGUGGUGCUAGAAGAUGAUGUGCGGUUUGAGGCUUAUUUCAAGAAGCGGCUUUUGAGGCUGAUGGAUGACCUGGAGGAGGCGCAGCUGGAUUGGGACCUGAUCUACCUGGGCCGGAAGCAAGUGAACUCUGAAGUCGAAGAGCUGGUGGAGGAUGUACGAAAUCUUGUGGUACCUGAAUAUUCCUACUGGACAUUGGCUUAUGUCAUCUCCCGACGGGGAGCUCAGAAACUGAUUGACGCGCAACCACUCUCCAAAAUUCUACCUGUGGAUGAAUUUCUGCCCAUCAUGUAUGACAAGCACCCCAACGAGGAUUACAAAAAGCAUUUCAGCGACCGGGACCUGCAGACUUACUCUGUGCAACCCCUCCUGGCCUACCCAAGCCACUACACCGGGGAGGCCAAGUGGAUGAGCGACACGGAGACCUCCACCAUCUGGGAUGACGACUCGCGCAAGACGGAUUGGAGCGGCUCGCAGAAAACGCUGAAAGAUGCCCGCGGCCAUGGAGGCACCACUGGCCAUGCCUUUCGCCCAGUCUCUAGGGAUGAGCUAUAACAUCUGGCUGGGUCAUCUCCUGCACCCCGUAAGCGAGAGGAAGAUGAAAGAUCAGGGCUAGCUUUCCCCACCCUCCACCUUCUCUCAGGUCGCUGUGUUCACUUGAGCUAUUUUGAACAAGGAAUCUACAGUAUCUGCAUCAAAGAGCAGUUUGUGCUCUUAGUGAUGCCUUUGGAAUCACCCUCGCUGGGUGACAGUGGGGUUUUGGCCCCUGCAAUAUAUGGAACUCUCUUUUGGAGUCUCAUAGCAACAAAGCUGCUUUUGCAUGUACCAUGGGGUGGUGCUGAAAUGGUCUCCGUGGACUGGGUGCCUUUGACUUGCUCUCUCUUCCCUUGUUCUCUUGCAGGGGGAUGCAAGAGGCCUACUUCUCCUCAGCCUGCCAGGAUGUGUUUUGCUUUGUACAGCUGUUUGCUGUUAGAACAGGCCAUUUCGGCUUGUUAAAAAAACUCUUUGAUUUGGAUAAAUUGUUUGCACGGGAAUCAGAGUUUGCCGUUGCCAUGGGCAGGGGUGGUGUCUUCAUCAAAAAGGCCAAACAUGGGGAACCUCUGGUCCUCAAGGCUGAAUGUGGCCCUCAAGGCCUCUCUGUCUGGCCCUCGGGGCUGUUCCCAAGCCACACAGACAGACACCCUUGAGGGCUUUUCCUGACUGAAAUGUGUCCUUGAACUGUGACUCUCGCUUACCAGGAUGGAGCAAUUGGCAUAUGUAUGUACGGGGAAAACCUUUGCAUGGCUGGAAUAUAGUCUACUCAGAAAUGGAAAAGUCAGAACUGUUGCUCCGCCCACUUUUGGUCUGUGGCCCACCCACCACAGGCAUGUGGCCCCCAGAAGAUUGCCAACAAGGGAAUGUGGCCCUUGGGAUGAAAGAGGUUCUCCACUGCCGUCCUAAGCCAGUUAGAUGUCAAGACUGCCACUUUGUCUUAAAGACAGUGGUUCUAGGUGACGAUGGAGCUGUCCUGCUCAGGCUAUCCCUCUGCUAUUAGAGGGAGCCGAUAUACCAUCUCCUCUAUCCUUUCUUAUAUCUUUUUUUUUAAAGGCAAAAUAAGUAAAUCAAACUGCAAAUUAAAGAUGAGCUCUUAUUUCAAUUUACAGAAGUAUGUGUUCAUUGUGUUCUUGUACCCCUCUCUAAAGCUAUAGGGUGACAUGCCCAUUUAUUUCAGUGGGUCUAUUUUGAGUAUGACUUAACUGGAUAUCAUCCAUGAUUGCCAACUUUUUUUCUGCCAAGGCUCCUGUGACUUUUUAAGCACCUGUACAACUUACAGAAAUCCAGAAAUUUAUGAUGUUUUGUCCACUGUCACAUCUCCAUGCUGGGAAAAAAACUUCAGCUGCUUAAUGUAAGGUUGUGCAGCUAUUAAUGGCACAGGAGCCCUAUCUGGGGGCGGGAAAUGGCUGGCAACUCUGAGUGUUUAGUGCCUGUGCUUACCUGGAGUAUUUGACCCUGGUUUAGGGCUGUUGUGGGCUCUGAUGGUCAUGAAUUUGGCACUUAAAAGCAAAAGCUGUGAUGAGAAAAUUGUAGCUGUGCAAUUGGAAAAUAAAAAUAAAAGCAUUAAUAUAA
Messenger RNA from Rhineura floridana, 3675 nucleotides. RefSeq names its product cerebral endothelial cell adhesion molecule (gene CERCAM). The record is from RefSeq and is a predicted model, not a curated record. The coding region runs from base 16 to 2124 and encodes 702 amino acids. The transcript is spliced from 13 exons. Lineage: Eukaryota; Metazoa; Chordata; Lepidosauria; Squamata; Rhineuridae.